Pogoniulus pusillus (Red-fronted tinkerbird) is the source of this 2404-nucleotide messenger RNA. RefSeq names its product trafficking protein particle complex subunit 14 (gene TRAPPC14). The record is from RefSeq and is a predicted model, not a curated record. Gene Ontology annotation, molecular function: alpha-tubulin binding. Lineage: Eukaryota; Metazoa; Chordata; Aves; Piciformes; Lybiidae. Gene Ontology annotation, cellular component: TRAPPII protein complex. Gene Ontology annotation, biological process: cilium assembly. The coding region runs from base 327 to 2033 and encodes 568 amino acids. The transcript has 11 exons.
CCUGCACUGCGCUUCCGGCGGCGCCCACCCGUUCCGGAAGCGCCGCGCGCCGGAACCGGCCCCGGCCGCGCUCCCGGGAGGCCCCGGCCCGGCCCCCCCGGCCCCGGCAUCCCCCCAGCCCCCGGAGUCCUUCCGGCCCCUGGCUGUGGUCCUUAUCCAUAAGGUCCUGCGGUUCCCCCGCUCCUUCUCGGUUCCUCCCGGUUGUUCCCCGUACCCCCCCCCGCUCCUUUCGGUUCUCUCCGGUCCUUCUUGAUUCUUCCUGGUCCUUCUCGAUCCUUCCCGACUCUCUCCCCGGUGCUCGGUUCCUUCUGGUCCGACCGGUACCUAUGGAGUCGCAGUGCGAUUAUUUUAUGUACUUCCCGGCUGUGCCGUUCGCGGCCCGGGAGCUGCUGUCGGGCGAACCGGGCCGGUACCGGGCGCUCCCCCGCCGUAACCACCUUUACCUGGGUGAGACCGUCCGGUUCCUCCUGGUGCUCCGUUGCAGGCCCGGUAACGGCGGCGGCACUGGUCCGGGCCGGCCAGCCUGGGCCGAGCUGGCCGCCUCCUUGUCCGCCCUGGCCAGCGUCAGCCCCGGUGGCAUCGAAGCCUGCGGCGAUCGGGACGGAGAUGCGGAUGGCACCGGGGAUGGGACCGGAGCCUCACCCGACCCCGCCGUGUUCCGAGAGUGCAGAGCGCUGCUGACACACAGCCAGGGUCCCCCGGGGCGGCCGGCGGCUGGCAUCCCGGUGGAGGACCCAAUCGUGUGCCCAGAUGAGGUCAUCUUCCCUCUGACUAUCUCCCUGGACAAGCUGCCCCCGGGCACCGUCAAGGCCAAGAUCGUGGUGACAGUGUGGCAGAGGGACACGGAGCCAGCGGAGCUGCGGGAGGCUGGCAGCUACCUGGGGCUGCUGCAGGCGCGGGCACCUGCCCAGCUCUUCCGCCAGGAGCAGGGAGCCUUCAAGGCGCAGGUGAGCACACUGCUGACCGUGCUGCCCCCACCCGUGGUGCGGUGCCGCCAGCUCACCGUGUCCGGCAAGUACCUGACAGUACUGAAAGUGCUCAACGGUUGGUCCCAGGAGGAGAUCUCUCUCUGGGAUGUGCAGAUCCUGCCCAACUUCAAUGCCAGCUACCUACCUGUGAUGCCCGAUGGCUCCGUCCUGCUGGUUGAUGAUGUUUGCCACCACUCCGGGGAGGUGCCUGUGGGGGCCUUCUGCCGCCUGGCAGGGGCUGGCUCAGGCUGCCCUUGUGCCCUGAGUGCCCUCGAGGAGCACAACUUCCUGUUCCAGCUGCAGGCACCCGAGAGGCCUCCAGAGGAUGCCAAGGAGGGCUUGGAGGUCCCACUGGUGGCCAUCGUCCAGUGGUCAACGCCCAAACUGCCUUUCACCAGCAGCAUCUACACCCACUACCGGCUGCCAAGCAUCCGCCUGGAGCGGCCUCGUUUCGUGAUGACUGCAGCCUGUGAGUCGCCGGUGCGGGCACGGCAGCGCUUCACUGUCACCUACACCCUGCUCAACCAGCUCCAGGACUUCUUGGCAGUGCGCCUCGUCUGGACUCCCGAUGCCACUGCAGCUGGCAAGAAGCUGCCCGGUGCCACCCUGGACGCUGUAGUGUGCCACUCCCCCCUCACCAACUUGGGCUACUCACGCAAGGGCAGUGCCAUCUCCAUCCCCGUGGCCUUCCAGGCGCUGCGGGCAGGGCUCUUUGAGCUAUCUCAGCACAUGAAGCUGAAGCUGCAGUUCAGUGCCAACGUUGCCAACCCCCCCCCUGAGGCGCGGGCACUGUCCCGCAAGAGCAGCCCCAGCAGUCCUGCUGUGAGGGACCUGGUUGAGAGGCACCAGGCAGGGCUGGGCAGGUCCCAGUCCUUCUCCCACCAGCAGCCCUCCCGAAGCCACCUCAUGAGGUCUGGCAGCGUGAUGGAGCGCAGAGCCAUCACCCCCCCCGUGGGGUCACCCGUGGGGCGCCCUCUCUACCUGCCCCCCGACAAGACUGUGUUGGCACUGGACAAGAUUGCCAAGCGUGAGUGCAAGGUGCUGGUGGUGGAACCUGUCAAGUGACACUGGCACCUGGAAGGGCACCACCUUUGGGGGGCACAAGCGGUAUGGGCCUUUGAGGGGCACAAGUGGUAGGGGCUGGGGGUGAGGCCGUGUCCCCCUCCCGCCCCCCCCCCGCGCGGGACUGGCCAGGGCAUGGGCACCAAGAAGACUUCUGCACUCCUCUGGCUUCCAGUUUGGCUGCAAAGGGACCAGGACCUAUCCCUGGGACCAUGGGGAGGGGGCACACUGGGACCACCCCAAGGGGUGUGUAGGGGUGACCUGCACUACCAUCCCCCUCCCCCUAGGGAUGGGGAUGCCACCUGCCCCCUGUGGCACCUCUGCUCCUUAUUUAUUUGUUUCUGCGGGUGCCAAUAAAAGAGUUGGGUUGGGCA